GUAAACAAAAGCUCGCAAUCACAUGUGGUUACGAUGGCCUACCCAGAGCAGCAGAAGAAAAGGAAGCAGAAGAAGAAAAACAAUUUUCUUCGAAAUGCCAAGAAACUAGGAAAGAAAGGCCAUUUUGGAAAAGGAAAGAGACUGUCGGAGGAGGAAUAUAAUUAUUAUAUUCGUGUAUAUGAACAGCUGAAACACGCUGAAGGUGAAGAUCAAGAGAUUUUGGUCCGUAACUUCUUCCGUGAAUUACAGCGUGAAGGGCAAGAAAAAAGUCUGGCUGGCAAUCAGAUCAUAUCAAGGGUAUUGGACCAUGCACUCCCCAUUGCAGACGUUUGUCAGGUGGUGGAGUUCACCCGUGUCUUUAAAGAAGAUAUACGCUCAACAUGUGUAGAUCCUUUUGCCUCGCAUGUAAUGCAAACAUUAUUAGCUCUGGCCCUUAAGUAUUCACAGGAAAAUGCUACACAGAUGAGGUUUGAAGAGAAUGAGGAGACCAAUGAAGUUACAGAAAAAAGCAUUCCCGUUACAAAGGAAGUAAAGGAAGAAUUCAUAUCAUUCUUGGAGAAGAUAAGUAAAUUUGUUUACAACAAUCUAGAAGACUUCAUUUGGGACACAUAUGCAAGUCACAUUAUAUGUUCUAUCAUUAUGGUUUGUUCAGCAAUUGAUGUGCAAAACACAAUUAAAAGCAAACAAAAGUCACAGAGUAAUCAUUGCCUGUUCAGAGAAGAAGGAAAGGAGCUGAAAGUUCCUGCAGUAUUAAAUUCAAUACUUCCAGACAUUGCAGAGAGGUUUACCAAGUUACCUGACAUUUCAGGUAUAAUUACAUACAACUGCAGUUCAGUGGUGGCACAGACCUUGCUGCUAGCAUUAUCUGAUACCAACAAAGAAUUAUGCCAUGCUGUUGUGAGUCAUAUUUUAGAUCAUGGGUUUAGUGGUAUAUCCCCCAGUCAGUGUGAGGAGGAGGAAGAGGAAGGGGCUACAGGAAAUCUCCCUCUCUUGUUCCAAAGUAAUUCUGCCACUCGUUUGCUAGAGGUUUUAAUCAUGUGCUCAACAAGCCCACAGCAGAAACUGGUGUUUGAUCAGUAUUUCAAAGGACACAUCAAGGCAUUAGUGCAAAGCAAGCACUGUAAUUUUGCAGUUCAACGCAUUUUAACUUGUUGGAAGGACAAGGAAAAUUUUGAGGACUUGUUCACUGAAGUCUCCAAAACUGUUGAAAUUGCAGCUUUAACUGGCCACACAGGUACUAUUGUCUCCUUGGCACAAGCCUGUCGUCAGCUCUCAAGUAAUCAGUGGCAGUGCAUGGAGGCAGUGAUGGAGUUCCUUGACUGUAACCAGCCAGACCGACAUGCUCAGUUUGUGCCACUCUUGUUAAGAAUGAUGAAGUUUGAUGAAUUCCAGAAGAACAAAGCAGAAGAUACAUUACCAUCCACUACUCUUCAUGGAAGUCUCAUUUUACAGGAAUUCUUGCAGUUUAACAAGCCAUUAAAGGUUGUGAAGAGCUUGCUAGAAAUGACAACACACAGCCUUCAGGAGUUAGCUUGUGACAUGCGAGGUUCUCAUGUCAUCAGUGCUUAUUUUGCUAGCAAAUUUGUAGGUUCAAAAAAUCAUGAAAAAAUGGUGCACAAAUUUAAGGGAACAUUCACAGCAUUAGCUUGCUGCAAGAGUGGAUCACGAAGCCUAGAUGAUAUGUGGAAGGUAGCAAGCAUCAAGAUGAAGACACUGAUAUGCAGUGAGCUUGUUGAAGAUGAGAUAAAAUUAAAAGAAAACACUUUUGGCAAAUUCAUUUUUUCAAACUUUAUGGUAUCUCUGUUUCGGAAGAAGGAUAAAUCAGAUUGGCAAGAACUUUUGAACAGAAAAGAAAAGAAAAGAAAGAUGUUUGAUGAUCUGCUGAAGGAAGCUGACUCAGAUACACCAAAGAAGAAAAAGAAAAAGAAUGAAAAAAGUUCUGUGGACUCAAAGGCCAUAACAGAAGAUGACAUUUUUCUUGAUGUUGAAGGAGGCGUUGAGGAGGAGGAACUUUUAUCAGAAUAAGUUUUCAAUUAUACAUCAGCAAUUUAUGAAAGAAUGUAUGAUAUACUUUAAAUAUAUUUUGUUUUUUGAAA
Messenger RNA from Penaeus monodon (black tiger shrimp), 2096 nucleotides. Its product is annotated as nucleolar protein 9-like. The record is from RefSeq and is a predicted model, not a curated record. NCBI's taxonomy places the organism in Eukaryota, Metazoa, Arthropoda, Malacostraca, Decapoda, Penaeidae. Bases 34 to 2025 code for a protein of 663 amino acids. Gene Ontology annotation, cellular component: 90S preribosome; nucleolus; preribosome, small subunit precursor. Gene Ontology annotation, molecular function: RNA binding. The transcript is spliced from 12 exons. Gene Ontology annotation, biological process: endonucleolytic cleavage in 5'-ETS of tricistronic rRNA transcript (SSU-rRNA, 5.8S rRNA, LSU-rRNA); endonucleolytic cleavage in ITS1 to separate SSU-rRNA from 5.8S rRNA and LSU-rRNA from tricistronic rRNA transcript (SSU-rRNA, 5.8S rRNA, LSU-rRNA); endonucleolytic cleavage to generate mature 5'-end of SSU-rRNA from (SSU-rRNA, 5.8S rRNA, LSU-rRNA).